AUGGAGCAUACAUGUGGUAAUUGCUGUGCUCUGGCUUUAACGUAUGCGUCCAAAGUGAAGAAUUCUGUGCAGAAUACAGUGAGUGUGCAGGGCCCCGAUCAGGACGUCACAAUUGACGUUGACGUUGUUGGGGGCGGUAGCAACGACGAUGACUUAGAGUUUCCUCCUCCUGCCAUUGAAAUGGUUAAACUGGACAAGGACAACAACACAAUUGACACCGAAGGAGAAGAUGAUGAUGAUGAUGAUGAUGAUGUUGACGUAGGUAGUGAUGAUGAUGGUGAUAGUGGUGAUGGUGAGGAUGAUGAUAACGAAGAAAUGGGCGCAGAUGACGAAACUGAGAUUGACGCUACCAGAGCGGAGGAUGAUUCAGUGGGUGACAUGGAGUGUGACAGAGGUACGCGAGUUGUACCUAAUGUCACCAAAGACCGCGAUGGUGUGACCAGAGAUUUGUCUGGUGCGAUAAAAGUCGAGGCGGAUGUCCACUGCGUGCGAUCUCCAGAGCCCGUUGAACGAAAGAGAGCAAGACUGGACAAUGAACGGGAGGGGACGUCAUCGGAAUUAUGGAGCACUCUACCGUCGGAUUGCGUAAUGCAGGGGGACUCGGACAUAUCUGAAAUCAUGACACCCACUCCCUCUCAAGGUACUGAUAAAAUGUUAUUAGAGUACCGGCGUAGGAAAUCUUUCGCCUCUCGUUCGAGAGCGCGUAAAGACAAUGAAUAG
Molecule: messenger RNA, 720 nt
Organism: Liolophura sinensis
Lineage: Eukaryota; Metazoa; Mollusca; Polyplacophora; Chitonida; Chitonidae
Product: trigger factor-like
Exons: 1
Coding region: 1-720 (239 amino acids)
Source: RefSeq, a predicted model, not a curated record